GACGUACCCAAGCCAGAAAUCUACGUCACUGGUCAAACCCGUGUUAUUUUGUUAUCAAACUAAAAGUUUUUUAUCUUUAGAUUACAUAUCACACUUCCAAUGUUCCAUUUUAGUUUUUAAAAAUGACUUAAAACCAUGCUAAAUCUGCAUAUCAUUUUCCGGGCUGGAAUCUAGGCCACCGCAAAGUUGCGGUGAGUGAAGGGAGAUAAUUUGUAUUUUGUAUUGAGAUCUUGUGACGUCACGGUCGGGCAGCCAUGAUAAUUUGCUCAUUCCCAAAAAUCAAUACACAACCUAGGGGUGAACUGUUACUGUACGAGUGUCGGUAAACAACUACACGGUGUUUCCAUGUUAUUACCGUGACUGAAAAGGUAACUAUUUUCUAUAUCUUAUCCUAAACAGGAAAAGGGGAACAUUUGUAAAUACACUCUUGGCGAGCUGUCAAACUCAUUGUUGUUUCGGGUACUGUGCUGUUUGAAGAUUUAGUGAUCCGAUCAAAGAGUACAAGCUUAGUGGAUUAUGCCGAAGGAACGUCCCGUUAGUGCGCAAUCCCGCACGGCCUGGCAAGACGACUUAGAUUUCGGAUCAGGUCAUGCAAGACCCGAUAACCAAUUCGAAUUUCGGGCCAGAGAAGACGCUGAUCUAGGGAGUCCAGUAGCAAUGGAGAAUGAAUAUGGCCAGAAACCUAAUUCACGAUCAGACCGAGGAAAGGAACAGACACAGGUUGCUAAAUCCAAACCUAGCGGCUUCUGUGGGAAGAUUGGAAGGGGAAUCAGAUCACUAUGGGCCACCCGUCAGACAGAAGAGACCAAGGGCAAUCGAGAACUUCAUGUGAAGACCACUCUAAGAGAGCUGAUCAUCUACAUUGUAUUUUUGGUCAUUCUCUGUGUUGUGACCUUUGGAAUGACCUCAACCAAGAUGUAUUACUACACCAAGGUUAUGAGUGACCUGUUCCUCUCUACAACUCACAGUGGUGGUGGCACUUUUCAAACCCUCACUAAUGUUGAUGAUUUCUGGAAGUUCAGCCGGGAGACUCUACUGAACGGACUGUAUUGGGAAAAAUGGUACAACGGAGAGGACAUUACCAACCCUGAUGACCUUGGCUACAUCUACUAUGAAAACAAGCUACUUGGUAUACCACGUCUGAGACAAUUGAAGGUCAGCAGGAACUCCUGCAUGGUUCAUGAUGACUUCAAGUCUGUCAUCCGUCAUUGCUAUGACUCGUACUCAGAGAAUUUGGAGGAUAAAACAUCUGACACUUUAAACCAUCCGGGUUACACAGCGUGGACGUAUAUGACAGAAGAGCAACUUGACGGCUCGGGCCACUGGGGUCAGCUGACGACUUACAGUGGUGCAGGUUAUGUCCAGGAGAUGACCGGAAACAACCUCACAUCAGCCAAAGCUUUGAUGGACAACCUGUUCAGUGAGCGGUGGAUAGAUCGAGGCACUAGGGCAGUCUUCAUCGACUUCACAGUCUACAAUGCCAACAUCAACCUCUUCUGUGUCAUUAGGUUCCUGGUAGAGUUUCCUGCAACAGGUGGUGCCAUUCCAUCUUGGACUUUCCGGACUGUGAAACUGAUCAGAUAUGUGACUGUUCAGGAUUACUUCAUCAUGGCCUGUGAAUGCAUCUUUGUCCUCUUCAUUGUUUACUACAUUGUAGAGGAAUCCCUGGAGAUCAAAAAGCACAAGCUGUCCUACUUCAAGAAUGUUUGGAACAUCCUUGACAUCCUAGUGAUCCUGAUAGCAAUCUUGUGUGUUGCGUUUGAUGUAUAUCGAACAGUGGAAGUGGACAGUAAGCUUAGUGUACUGCUGGAUAAUCCAGACAAAUAUGCAGACUUUGAGUUCCUCAGCUACUGGCAGACCAGGUUUGACAAUGCAAUUGCCAUAGCAGUCUUCCUGGCCUGGAUCAAGAUCUUCAAGUACAUUAGCUUCAACAAGACCAUGACCCAGUUGUCCUCCACUCUGGGACGUUGUGCCAAGGAUUUAGCUGGUUUUGCUGUCAUGUUCUUCAUCAUUUUCCUGGCCUUCACACAGCUUGGAUAUCUCCUGUUUGGUACACAGGUCAAGGACUUCAGUAAUUUCCAGAACUCCUUCUUCACCCUAUUCCGUAUCAUCCUUGGAGACUUUGAUUUCCAUCAACUGGAAGCAGCCAACCGUGUUCUCGGUCCAAUCUUCUUCAUGCUCUUUGUGUUCUUCGUAUUCUUCGUGCUGAUCAACAUGUUCUUGGCCAUCAUCAAUGAUACCUAUUCUGAGGUGAAGGGUGACAUGGCAAACCAAAAGAACGAAUUUGAGAUGGGAGAUUACUUCAAGAGGGGCUACAUGAAGAUGGUUGAAAAAAUCAACUUCAAACGUGACAAGAUCGUUGAUAUCCAGGAAGCUUUGAAAAGUGCUGAUAUCAACCAGGAUCAGAAAUUGGAAUUUGAUGAAUGGCGCACAGAUCUGAAGACUCGUGGAUAUGCUGAUAGCGAAAUUGAGGCUCUGUUUGCUAAAUAUGAUGUUGAUGGUGACCGUGUCCUGGACUCGGAAGAACAAAAACGGUUGGCAAAUGAUCUCCAGGAACAGACGACUGCUAUAAACAAAGAAUAUGAUGAUUUAGAGAAGAGUGGGAACCGACCAGGUACAGCUCGCAGUGGAGGCAGUUUCAAUGACGACAGUAUAGAGGAUUCAGAAGAUGACGAAAGUGGCACUAAAUCAUCACGCUCAGGACGGGCAUCAAGUGGUGUUUCAUAUGAAGAAUUUACAGUUCUCUCUCGGAGGGUAGACAGAAUGGAACACUCGAUAGGCAGCAUAGUUUCAAAAAUAGAUGCAGUAUUAGUAAAAUUAGAAGCCAUGGAAAAAGCUAAAUUAAAAAGAAGAGAAACGAUGGGAAAAAUACUUGACAGUAUAACAGAGUCUGAUGGUAAUAGUGAUGAAAUGAAAAGAGAACAGAUGGAAAAAUUAGUUCGCGAAGAAUUAGAAAGAUGGGAUUCAGAUACCUCUUUUAGCCAAAGUGGCCGAGGGGCAUCACCCACCGUUAGUAGUGGCAACAGUUCCCGUGGGGUCAAAGGGCGAUCUCGACCAAGUUCAGGAAAUAAUGUGUCCUCUGAAGUCUAAUGGAUUUCAUAUAUGACCGAGGAUACCAAAGCAACGUUUAAAGAACUACUGGAACUCUACUACCUUCUAUCAUUCCUGCCUGGUGUUACGUAUCCGUGGCUUGGUGUACUUGUUUAUCUCCGCAAUAGUAUUUGUUUAACUCGCUACAGUGGUUCACAAAAACGGAAUCAUGACCAGAAAUUCAUACAGAAAAUGUUAUUUGUGUAAAAGAAUGAUUUGAUGACCAAGAUCAGCACACUGAACAUAUAGAAUAACCUAUAUCACCUGGAUCAUAGCAAUUGUUAGUGUGCAUAGGAAGAUUUUCUCUGACAAUUAUACACAAUUUCUGACUGACAAUAUCACAACAUAAAGACUGCCAAGGUUAUUAUAGAUGAUCUUCAUCAUCUCAUUGUGCAUGUACAAUGUAUUCAUAAUUUUAAUGCUGAUUUUCGAUGAUAAUAUUCUGUAUUAAAAAUCCGUCCGUUUUUAGACUUUUGCUUUUUCAAACAGCAAAGUCAAAUGUAUGAAAAUAUUUUUAAAAUGGUUUAUUUAUAACAAGUAUUUUAUUGAAAAUAUUAUCUUAAAACAUUAUUGCUAGACUGCUGAUCAAUGAUUUUACAUAGUCUGUGAUUAAUUACGAACAAAAUAUAAAAAAAAAAUGGAGUUAUAUGUAUGCAAGUACCAUUUUGUGAUGUGAAUCUAGUGCUAAUGUAAUUUUACUUUUGAAAGUGCUAAGGCUACAUAGGAAUCCAACUUGUGCAAAUUCCUUUUUAAUCAUGGCAAUAUUACCAUUUCUGGGAAGGAAACACUCAAAAUGAUUAAUCAUACAAAUACCCCAGACUACUGUUAGCACCUACGCAGGAGAACCAGUUCAUUUUUUUUCUUUUUUUUCUUAAAAUUGUUUUAUCUAUAUAUGUUAUCUUUAUGUCUAUUGUAAAAUGUUAUAGAAUGUGUAUAUAUAGAUAUUUGCAGUAGAAUCUCCCCUGUAAAAUGGGAUCAAUUUGAAAGAGAUGUUUUAGACAGAAUUACAUCAUGUAUUUUAGCAGUACAUUUUACACAUAAUCAGUGUUUUUACAUUUCAUUAUAUUUGAUACAAACAAAACCCUUAUUUACAACUUAAAAAAUCCGUCCACUAUAUUAUAGUCAUUUAUAAAAAUUGUGUGUACCAACUUUGAAAAUUUCAUCAUUUAUUGACUGGAUAAAAUGUUUGGUCCAACACAUAAAGUUGUAUUUAAUUUUGAGAUUGUAUCUCAUAUCCCUAUGACACCUGGAAAACAAAGUCUGUCAGUGAUAGUUGUUUACUCCCUUGUUCCAUCAGCUGUGGUGGUUCAAUCUAGGAUACCCAGUAAGAAAAUGGAAAAAUACCAAUACAAAAAUGUAACAAAUUAUAAUAUACAUGAAUUUGAUGAAAUAUUAUUGUGUUCAUAUAGAAAGAAUAAUGUACAAAAUAUUGAAGUUAAAUUGUGGUGUACUUCUGUUCACAAUCAUAGCUGACCAACAAUCCUCCAUUGGUCAAGAAUGUUUGGCCAUGUGUUGAGGAGCAUUUACACUGUCAGGAUACUGUACAGACUCACUGUCUGUAGCACUAUAUCAGAAAUCCGUCCAAGGAAAUGUGUUACAUCUCUUCACAAACUUCUUACAGUUUUCUAGGCUUGAACUUGCAUAUAUACAUGUGUAUUAGCAGCAACACCAUCUGUUACAGUUACUAUAAGAAGCUUUUCGUUUAUAAGCAAGUUGACAAGAAUGACUAAAAUCAUGUGAUUCUGUGUUUAACAUUUAUAUCCAGGUUCACUGAAGUAUGCGAUAAUUACUGUGUUUGGACUGUCAGGAUGUUUGUGAAGAGAUGAUCUAGACUUCUUUUUAAUGUGAUGUACUUUUAUUUUACUAUCUGAGAUAGAUGUUAUUACUUCGUUAAUGAGUUGAUUAAAUAUCUUUCAGCAAUAUAAA
Molecule: messenger RNA, 5016 nt
Organism: Pecten maximus
Lineage: Eukaryota; Metazoa; Mollusca; Bivalvia; Pectinida; Pectinidae
Product: polycystin-2-like
Biological process (GO): detection of mechanical stimulus
Cellular component (GO): membrane
Molecular function (GO): calcium ion binding; calcium channel activity
Source: RefSeq, a predicted model, not a curated record